Messenger RNA from Bombina bombina (fire-bellied toad), 1300 nucleotides. RefSeq names its product CLN6 transmembrane ER protein (gene CLN6). The coding region runs from base 63 to 974 and encodes 303 amino acids. The transcript is spliced from 7 exons. The record is from RefSeq and is a predicted model, not a curated record. Lineage: Eukaryota; Metazoa; Chordata; Amphibia; Anura; Bombinatoridae.
CACGCCCUUGUCUGCGACUGGAGGGACUGUGUGUGUGAGCAGCAGGUCCCAGAAACAUCAUCAUGAGCGGGAUGCAGAGCUCAGUAAGGCGGCGAUGUAACCCUGUUCAGGGUUCUCCAAUGCGAUUCAGUUCUGCUCAGUCUGAUGAGUGCAAGGACUCUCGAUUCCACCUGGACCUUUGGUUCUAUUUUACUUUGCAGAACUGGCUCCUGGAUUUCGGCCGUCCAAUUGUCAUGCUCGUUCUCCCGCUGGAUUGGUUCCCCCUCAAUAAACCAAGCGCGGGGGAUUAUUUUCACAUGGCAUAUAACAUCAUCACACCACUGCUGCUCCUUAAGUUGAUAGAGAGGUCUCCUAAGACCCUUCCUAAUUCUGUCAUAUACAUAAGCAUCAUAACGUUUGUGAUGGGCGCAAGUAUUCACCUAGUGGGUGAUUCUGUGAACCACAGACUGAUCUUCAGUGGAUACCAGCACCACUUGUCUGUAAGGGAUAACCCAAUAAUACAGAACUUGCAACCUCCAACCCUAAUUGAUUCCUUUGAGUUGCUCUACUACUAUGAUGAGUAUCUGGGCCAUUCCAUGUGGUAUAUUCCUUUUUUCCUUAUUUUGUUCAUUUACUUUACUGGUUGUUUCACACCGGGAAAAGAAGAAUGCAGUAUGCCACUCUCAGCCUGGACACUGCUUGCACCAAGCAGCCUGUACUACUGGUACCUGGUGACUGAGGGACAAAUCUUCAUCAUCUUUAUAUUCACAUUUUUUGCAAUGCUAGCAAUUAUCCUGCACCAGAAGCGCAAGGGUCUACGUCUGGACAGCAAUGGUCUAUUCUUGCUCCUUUCCUUCUCUGUUACUUUGCUUCUCAUUGCUGUGUGGAUCGUCUGGCUUUGGAAUGACCCGAUAUUACGCAAGAAAUACCCUGGAGUUAUUUACAUCCCUGAGCCUUGGGCCUUUUAUACCCUACACAUAAACAGCCUGCACUGAGAGGCUAGGGUACAAACCUGUUCUUCUUUCCUUGGAGACUCUAUUGUCCCUCUGAUGGAGACUGAAAAGACUGCAUGUCCUCUGCUCUAUUCCUUUAGUCAUAUAAUUAUAUAGUCAAAUAUUUGUUUUACUAGAUUAUUUUAUCUGCUUAAUGGGACAUGAAAUGCAAAAUUUAAUUUCCCAUAAAAUAUUUAUACAUAGUAAAAAAUAUUUGCUAUUUACUCUCAAUAAUUUAUUUUUAUUUCAUUUUAUGAUAAUUACCUUUUGAAAAUUCUUUAUUUUUUUAACUGCUUCCAUAAAGGCUGGUGUGCCUCCUGCAAACUUCA